CCCUCGCUGCCGAGCAUCCAUUUACUGAGCAGCUGAUGUCUGCUGCUUCACUCAGCGGUAACAGAAGACAGCGAGAAAAAAAAUACAACAGAGCUCUGGAGCUACCGCUGGAUUUUUAAUGGGGAAUAGGCAGCAACCUCUCCUCAGGAUGGAGCAUUUAUGAGGAGGCUUGCUGUGCCAGUCUUGCAGGAAAUGUCCACAUACUUAGCCUUAGAGGGAAGGAGGAUUUCUAACAGAGUAGCUGACGCUGCUCUUUGUGGCAUGAAAACUGUGUGAGGAGCUCCAGGAGAAUUUCCUCCGAUUAACCAGAAAGCUUCAAUCUUCUCGCAGCUUUUUUUUUUCUUUGUUUUUUCCCUCCACGUGAUCCAACCUGUGGUUCCACAGGUCAAGGCGAAGUUUAAAACAUGACCGCCAUGCAAAAGCUGCUGCAGUUGCCGGUGAACGCGGUGAACAUGGUGAAGACCGUGCAAAGUCAGGUCCAAGGCCAGGAGGAGGACAAGAGCCCCGUACUGACUCCCGAUAGCGGGCAGCAGGCUUGGUACAGCGCCCUCCAGCCUGAUGAGCUGCGCCACCUCCGAUCUGGAGGUACAGGUGGAGGAGGAGGAGGCGGAGGUGACCAGGAGGAACGAGCCCCACUGGAGGAAGGUGGUGGAGGUGGUGGUUUCCAAACUCAACCGCUGCGACAUGACGACUUGAAAGAGAUGCUGGACAGCAACAAAGACUCCCUGAAGCUGGAGGCAAUGAAGCGGAUUGUAGCUAUGAUUGCCCGAGGUAAAAAUGCAUCAGAUCUCUUCCCCGCUGUGGUGAAAAACGUGGCUUGUAAAAACAUAGAGGUGAAGAAGCUGGUCUAUGUUUACUUGGUGCGUUACGCUGAGGAGCAGCAGGAUCUUGCUCUGCUUUCAAUUUCCACGUUUCAGCGAGGUCUGAAGGAUCCGAACCAGCUGAUCAGAGCCAGCGCCCUGCGAGUCCUCUCCAGCAUAAGAGUAACAAUCAUCGUUCCAAUAAUGAUGUUGGCCAUCAAAGAAGCUGCUUCGGAUAUGUCUCCGUAUGUCAGGAAGACCGCAGCACAUGCAAUCCCUAAACUAUACAGUUUGGAUCCUGAACAAAAAGACCAGCUGAUUGAAGUCAUAGAGAAACUCCUCGCUGACAAAACCACGUUGGUGGCAGGAAGCGUUGUGAUGGCUUUUGAAGAGGUGUGUCCGGAGCGCAUUGAUCUGAUCCACAAGAACUACAGGAAGCUGUGUAAUCUCUUGAUUGAUGUUGAGGAGUGGGGGCAGGUCGUCAUCAUCAACAUGCUAACCCGCUACGCCAGAACGCAGUUUCUCAACCCAAACAUCAAUGAGUCCCUGCUGGAGGAGGGAGGCAGCGGCGAUAAGACCUUCUACGGCUCAGAUGAAGAUGAGGAUGAAGACGAAGAGGAGAAGGAGAAGAAGGCUGAGGCUGCUGCCAUGGCUAAGAGGAAGCCAUAUGUGAUGGAUCCAGACCACCGGCUGCUACUAAGGAAUACCAAACCGCUCCUGCAGAGCCGCAACGCAGCUGUGGUGAUGGCUGUGGCUCAGCUGUAUUUCCAUCUGGCCCCUAAAGCGGAGGUUGGUGUGAUUGCCAAGGCCCUGGUCCGUCUCCUGAGGAGCCACAGUGAAGUCCAGUAUGUUGUUCUUCAGAACGUGGCAACAAUGUCCAUUAAGAGACGGGGGAUGUUUGAACCAUAUCUGAAGAGUUUCUACAUCCGCUCAACAGAUCCAACUCAGAUCAAAGUCCUAAAGCUGGAGGUUCUAACCAAUCUGGCCAACGAGACAAACAUUUCCACCAUCCUCAGAGAAUUUCAGACAUAUAUUAAAAGCAUGGAUAAAGACUUUGUGGCUGCAACAAUCCAAGCCAUUGGUCGCUGUGCUACCAACAUCAGCGAGGUGAGGGACACAUGUCUGAACGGUCUUGUGCAGCUGCUCUCCAACCGAGAUGAGUUGGUGGUUGCCGAGUCAGUGGUCGUUAUCAAGAAGCUGCUGCAGAUGCAGCCGGAGAAGCACAGCGACAUCAUAAAGCACAUGGCGAAACUGACCGACAACAUUCAGGUGCCAAUGGCACGGGCCAGUAUCCUGUGGCUGAUUGGAGAAUACUGUGAGCAUGUACCUAAGAUCGCCCCAGAUGUUCUAAGGAAGAUGGCCAAGUCAUUCACUAAUGAAGAGGACAUUGUGAAGCUUCAGAUCAUCAAUUUGGCAGCCAAACUAUAUCUGACCAACUCCAAACAGACUAAACUGCUGACGCAGUAUGUUCUCAACUUGGCCAAAUACGACCAGAACUACGACAUCCGCGACCGGGCACGUUUCAUUCGCCAACUCAUCGUGCCCACCGAGAAGAGUGGAGCCCUAAGCAAGUAUGCUAAAAAGCUGUUCCUCGCCCUCAAACCUGCACCCGUCCUUGAGUCUCCUUUUAAAGAUCGAGACCACUUCCAGUUGGGUUCACUCUCCCACCUGUUGAAUGCCAAGGCUGGGGGCUACCAGGAGUUGCCUGACUGGCCUGAAGCUGCCCCUGACCCCUCCGUGCGCAACGUGGAGGUGAAGGAGUCUGUUUUUACGCUGCUUGAAAGAGUCACAACAUUAACAAGUGUGCCUGAGUGGACCAAAUGCAGUAGCCGUGAGAAGAGGAAGGAGAAGAAAGUAGAAAAGCCGUUCUACACCGACUCAGAGGGAGAGUCUGGUCCUACGGAGUCUGCUGACAGUGAGUCAGACUCUGCCAGUGGCUCGGAAAGCAGCAGUGGCAGCGAGGAGAGCGGGUCGGGAUCAGAGAGCGAAGAGAGUAAGGAAGCCUCCGAGUCUGAGGAAGAAGAAGAGGAGGAGGAAGAGAAGAAGAAAAAAAAGAAAGAUCUAAAGAAGCCAGUGCAAGAAAGCGAAAGUGAGCAGAGCAGCGAAGAAGAAGACAGGAAGCACCAGAGGAAGAGUAAACCGCGCAAGAGCGAGUCAGAGUCCGAAUCUGACGAAGAUGAGGAAAGCGAGUCUGAAAGCAGCCAGUCAGAGUCUGAAGACUCCGAGUCAGAGGCUGAGGUCAAGAAGAAAAAAAAGACGGCUGAAUCUAAACCUCCUCCCAAGCCUCUCAAGAAAGAAAGCAAGAAAGAAAAGAAAGAAAUGUCUCUGCUCGACCUUGAUGAUUUUGAACCUGCUCCCUCACCACAAGUCACACCCGUCAACACCUUCCUAUCCAACAGCCUAGUGACCGACCUGGAGGGGCUGUCUUUGUCUGACUCUGUCCUCUCCCCAGCAACCAUUGCUCCCUCCAGCGCGCUGAAGAGCUACGAGCUGCUUCACCGGAUCACGGGUGAGGGUCUGUCGGUGGAGUACUGCUUCAGCCGGCAGCCUUUCAGCCCUGACGCCAACAUGGUGGCGGUGCAGAUGCAGUUCACCAACAACGCCUCUUCCGACACCAAGAACCUGCACAUAGAGGAUGUGAAGCUCCAGUCUGGGAUGAGGGUCAAGGAGUUCCCAGAGAUUGAGCUACUUCCGGCAGGUGAGACGGCCACAGCUGUGAUGGGCAUUGAUUUCUGUGAUUCAACGCAAGCAGCAAACUUCCAGCUGUGCACUCACACCAGGAAAUUCUUCGUGUCGAUCCAACCACCUGUCGGGGAGCUGAUGAGGCCCGUCUUCCUGACAGAGAACGAGUUUAAAAAGGAACAAGAGAAGCUAUUACACAAUCUAGGUCAGCUGAUGGGCAUGAACGAGAUCACAGAGAAACUAACUUUGGACGUCAAGUGCCGAAACGAACACGCCAUCGUCCAGAGAGUGACCACCGCUGCCAACCUCAGCCGAGUGCCCUGUGGGUCAGAUAAAGAGUGCAGGUUUGCCGGCAGGACGGUGACCAGUGCCAGCUUGGUGCUGGUCACCGUGGCAACCAAAGAGGAAGGAGCCGCCCAGCUGACGGUCAACUGUGAGAAAAUGGUGAUCGGCACGAUGCUGGUGAAAGACAUCCUCCAGGCUCUAACGCAGUGACGCGAACCAGCUCUCCAGCUUUGAACUCCGCCCCCACCCGCACUUCAGCCAUCCCUCACAUAUCAUCUAAGACUUGUCAGUGUAGCAUCUCCUGCAAGCCGUGUCAGUGAGGAAGCUUCCACAACAUUUGUUUUGUUAGAUGAGCCCCAAACUUUUAGAAAUGACUCCCAGAGACAGUGAAUGCCACACCCGGACCUGACAAUUAAAACUGAACCUGAAUGUCUUUACUUGACUAUCCAAAAAUACUAAUUUCCGAACGUUUUGGGUUUUUUUUUUCUUUCCUCGAGGAGCUAAUUGGACUUACUGGACUCACAUUUACUUAAUCUAAAACUUUUUUUCUUUAGUAUAAAGUUAAUGUCAGAAUUUGUUUCCUGGAUAAACAUUAAUCAAGGCUGCAGGUUUAUUCUUGACUUUGGGGAAAAAAACAGUGGCUCUGAAACGUUCAGCCACAGCCUGUGAUCUUCCUCAGUGGAGGCACUUGCUCAGUUGUCAUGGACAAAGACUGAAUAAAUUGCAUUUUUCAUCAUUUGUGAAAUCAAAAUCAGCUACAGCGACGACUAGGAGGAGGACAAAGUCAUCCAUGAUAUUCAAAUCCAAUUUGUGAUGCUAGAUUUUUCUGUGCUCUCACCUGGUACAUAAUAAAAUCUGGAGUAGGACACAUCUUUAAAAUAAAUGCAGAAGAAUCUUCAAUCAGUAGUAGUAACUGGACUCAUCCACCUUCUGUUAAUGCUGUAGUCAGGCUUUACAAAGAUUAGGUGAGCAAAAAAUAACAAAAACAUGUGCAGUAAGAUGUUCACUAGGUUCAGGCUGGCGGCGAUGAAAGGGGUAUUAACACUGUGCAGUAAGAAUAUGUGAGUCUUGGCAAUCAGGGCACUUUAUUUUCCCAAUAAAGUGGUCCUACACCAUAAACUUUGCUCACUCACAAUCUCCCUUGAUUUUUUUUUUUUUAAAUCUCAGACUAGAUUAAAUCCAUGUGUAGGAAACAAAUUAUUUUCCUACACAUUUCCUAAAAUUAUUUCAUAUUUUAGGGAUGAAAUAAUCCCAGAUGAACAAGUCAAGACAUUUAAAUUGCGACUGCUGGUUUUAUAUACUUUUUGCUUUUAUUCCAACUUUAUGUAUGUCAGGUAAUGACUAAACCAUCUCUAUGACAAAUGAGCAACGUCAUAUGCUGGGGAAAGACUGGACCUCCACAGGUUUUCGUCGGAACUAAAGGAGGUCUUUCUAUGGUGUUAACAUGAAGAUGUAACAACUUUCAGUUCAGUUCAUUUUAUUUAUAUAGCUACAAUUCACAACAAAAGUUGCCUCAGGGUGCUUUAUAUUGUAAGAUAAAAAUCUUACAACAAUAUAGAGUAAAUCCCACAAUCAGAUGCCCCCUGUGAGCAAGAAAAACUCCCUUUUCCUCUGGCAGAAUCAGGCUCAAGGAUGGGCAGCCAUCUGCUGCAACUGGUUUGAGGGGCUAUCAAACUGUUUUAAGAUGGAGAGAUACUCUGAGAUAGACGAAAUGGGUAAAAGACUAUCAUUAUAUUCCCUCAAAUCAGGUGGCACUGUCACAGUUAUUUGAAUUCAUUACAAGAUACAAGAAGAUAGCUGAUCUAAGACGGCUACCAUUCAACCUCAACUAUGUGAUUUUGGUAUAAUAUUAAUGAACAAUUCCCCAGAGUUUUAUCUCAUAAUUUGGUGAUUUUUAGCAUGUGGCUAGCUGUCAAAGUGCACAUGUUCAUCACAGUAAGUGGGGCAUUGAUAAAAGCUGAAAUGUAUACAUGCUGUUUUAUUGCAACAUGCAAUGCAGUACUACUGUAAGGUGUGGUGUGUGUCUGUGUGUGGAGGUGAUGACACUGAGUAUCAGCCUAACAAUAUGAAGUAGCGCUUUUCAUUAAAAACUGUAACACUUGACUUGACAUCAUCAUGAAGCACAUUAAAAUCACAAAAAUCAUCAUGCUGAUAAUACAGAAAUGUUUUUUUGGUUUCUUUUCUCUGAUUUCAAAUUUCUGUGAAUUAAACCCAGCGUUUAACCCCAACUCCAACAAAAAUACUUAACGAAUAUCAGCAAAUUAUUUUCCUAAUGAUCAUUUUGAUAAAUGAUUUAUCUACUGGUGAUAUUCUCGUAUAAGUGAAUUGUGAUCGGGACUGUAAAAAACAGGAUUUUUGCCCACUAAAUUCUCAACUGAGUCUUGUAGAAAAGCGUUUACUCUAAGUCAUACUACAUGGAUUUAAUGAGGUGGAAGUUGUGGUGUCUUCAGUUUGUUUGUGUGCAUAAAGGAAGUAAUAUAUUGACCAUAGAGCUGUAGCAUAUUUUUCUAAUUUUUAUUAACUUCCGAGAAGGCAAAGCUAGCAGUUUUCGUGUUUUGUGUCAAGCUAAUGGGUUGCUAUCUGUACAAAAUGAGACUUUUGGCAAUACAGCAAAGAUAAAUAUUUGUCAAAAAUAUCAAAGUAUUCAUUUAGAUUUCUAUUUUCAGAAAGCUCAGCCUAUAUUUACCAGUAAAUAACACAAUGAAGCUUUGAAGUGAAAGGUUCGCAAAAGCUUAUAACAAAACUCAACCCAUUCAGCUUUCCAUAAAGUUGAUUUAGUAAAGAAACAUUUAGAUUAUGUUUGAGUAUGUGCUGAAGAUAAUGUGCGUGAUUUUCAAGUUAAGUGUUGCUUUUCAUCUCAGUAGUCAGGCUGGUUUCGUGGCUAAUUACAUUUGAUGCCCCUUUUUUUUCCUUUUAAUAUCCUCAUCUGUGCUGCAGACGCAUGUUUCUUAACUCUAGCAGUAUCUGUGUACUUCUUUUUACUGUUGGAAACUGUAACUGUAAUCUUCCAAAGCUACAGCAGUGGUGAAAGGACUUAAUUUUGGCCUUUAACGUACCUCUCGCAUUGUCUGUUAUUUGCCCGUUCGCUCCAGCAGCCAUGAUGAUGAAAGUAAACAAUAAGAAAGUCUACUUUCAAAAGUAAAAAUACAGAAAAGAGUGAACUCUAUUCUCCAAAUCAUACGUAGGGCCAUCUGUUUCAUCUGCUUUCAAAAUACCCAAAGUACAGUUCCUCAUACCCGUGUGUGGUUGUGAAAUGUGGUCCUGAGGUAUAACAAGUAUAUUUAUUAUACAAAUAAAAGUACAGAUAUGGUGUUA
This is a messenger RNA of Pelmatolapia mariae (spotted tilapia), 7082 nucleotides long. Its product is annotated as AP-3 complex subunit beta-2. The record is from RefSeq and is a predicted model, not a curated record. The coding region runs from base 405 to 3977 and encodes 1190 amino acids. NCBI's taxonomy places the organism in Eukaryota, Metazoa, Chordata, Actinopteri, Cichliformes, Cichlidae. Gene Ontology annotation, biological process: intracellular protein transport; anterograde synaptic vesicle transport; vesicle-mediated transport. Gene Ontology annotation, cellular component: AP-3 adaptor complex; membrane coat. The transcript is spliced from 29 exons.